Molecule: messenger RNA, 1197 nt
Organism: Penicillium pulvis
Lineage: Eukaryota; Fungi; Ascomycota; Eurotiomycetes; Eurotiales; Aspergillaceae
Exons: 3
Coding region: 1-1197 (398 amino acids)
Source: RefSeq, a predicted model, not a curated record
AUGGCCAAAAAAGGCGGCAAGAAGGGAAAGAAGGGUGGCGCUAAGGCCACUGCUACUGCUGCUGUCGACAAGGUUACCGAAAAGGUCGAGAAUGUUGUACAUCCCACCGACGAGACCACAAACGACGAUUCUAAGGCUGAGUCCGUCAACAAGACAGAAGCGCCUGUUGAGUCGACCACCGAGGCUGCCGCUGCGCCUGCUGUGACUGAGUCCAAGGCGGAUACUGAGACCGAGAAGAAGGUCGAGGAAGCCAAGGACACCGUUCAGGAGCCCGAAACAGCUGCGCCGGUGACAGAGGCCAAGAAGGACGAGAGCACAGUGCAAGAUGCCGUUGACAAGGUAGAGGCCUCCAAGGCCGGCCAAGUCAGCUCUUUGGAUAACGGCGAGGCACAGGCCAACAGUAUCCUCCCGGAGAGCACUGUAAAGGAGACCAGCCUCGGCGCAGAGACCUACCCCUCUACCACCGAGACCUCCGCCGAGGAGUCUGCCAUUCCUGCCGUCGCAACUGGUACCGCCGAGCCCACCUCGAUCCCCGAGCGUCCCAAGACCGCCGAGUCAACCAACGCCCUUGCCCCCGUCACAGCCGAGCCAGCCAUGGCCCCUGCCCCUACCAUAGCUGCCGAUCCCGUGAUCACCCCGAGCGAUACCGCCGAGGCGAUACACACCAAGCGUCCGUACGAGAAGCCUAUCUUCUCCAAUGACGAGGUGAAGCCCCCCAAGAUGGCCCGGACUGAGGAGGAGGCCGCCGCCGCUGACAAGGAGAAGGCUUUGGCCGGUGCUGGCCCUGCUUCGACCGCUGCGUACACCGCUCCCGAGCCUGUGCCUGCCACAGUCCCUGCCCCUGCUGCCCCUGCUGCCCCUGCUGCCCCUACUGCCCCUGCCGCCGAGGCUCCUAAGAAGGUCGAGAGCGCCAGUAAGGCGAACCCCGAUGCCGUUGCCGCUGCUAAUGCCGCUAUCAACACCUCCAAGACCGAUAAGAGCGCUUCAGCCGCCCCCGCCGAGUCCGAGCUGAAGAAGCCCGAGGCUGCCAUGAAGCGCGGACAAGAGCCCGAGGCACCCCAGACAGAGACUGCGCAGGAACAACCUGCUAAGGAGACAAAGGCCGAUGAGCCCAAGACCUCUGAGCACACAGCAGAGCAGGCGGCCGAGAAGAAGAAGGGCGGGUUCUUCGCGCGUUUGAAGCGGAUGUUCAAGUGA